Messenger RNA from Linum trigynum, 690 nucleotides. Lineage: Eukaryota; Viridiplantae; Streptophyta; Magnoliopsida; Malpighiales; Linaceae. The record is from the annotation of a GenBank genome assembly.
AUGUCCUACGCAUUUCGUCAGACAAAUAAGCUGCUGACACCUAAACCCUCCCCUGUUGUGAUUCCUUUCAAGAAGGAGAAGAUUUUCAUCAUUGCAUCUGGUACUACCGAUGGACCUUUCCCAGAAAGGUCACCACGGUGGCAUUAUUAUGAGGUUUUAGAUCUCCGCUCGCAUGUCCCUGUAGGCCUCAAAACCCCUUUUGACAAAGCCUAUGAUACCGCUAGGCAUGAACCUUUUUUGCCUCUGUUUUCUGCUUAUGUCAUCAAAGGGGACAAGGUCUAUUUCCAGAUUGUUGCAGAAAUUUGGCGGUGCCAGCCACGUAUGUUCUACCUCGACAUGUCCAGUGAAAAGUGGUAUGUCUGCCACGAUCCUAACAUUUUUAGCUACAUGAUGCCUGGUGUAUGCUAUGAUGAUGAAAUCACUCCCAAUAUAGUGGAGCUGCCAAAUUUCUUGUGGAGUUUAUAUGGGCAACGGAAGUGUUUGAAUCGUGUUACUGAUGACUUUACGUUCUCAGUGGGAGUUAGUUAUCUUGAAUCUGAUGGAAAGGGUCGCUCUAUCUUCGUCAAGGUGUUAAUUUGGUGGAUAUCACGGGACCUUACUUUGAUCAGCGAAAUGGCUGCUAUCCCGGCAUCUAUGCCGCCUCUGGAAAGUGUAGAAAUAUUUUUGGAAAGCAUUACGGUGAAGAUCUGA